AUGCUAGUGCCAAUAAUGAGAGAUACUCCCGUUCUGGUCGUUUCUCAAGACACACAAAGCAGAAGAACACCAUUAAAUUCCUGCAUCGUGGAAGUUUUUCGAGGCGCUCCGCUUGUCAAUGUGGCCAAGCCCUGGGGUUCUUUGCAACUGCAGUAUCGCCCUAGUACACGACUGGGGGAUCUCGUCCGCCGCACGGCAUUCCACGUUGUGCCCUCGUCGCUGCCGCCUGCCUCGCUUCAAGGUACAUUUUUCAGUGAACUAACGAUUACAAUGUCGAUCUCCGAAUUCAGACGGAAGAAGCUCCUCUACGUUUUCAACGUUUUCUUCGAUGUCAACCAAAGUGGAACGAUUGAGAGAAAAGACUUUGAAAUUGCCAUUGAGAAAAUCUGCAGCCUCCGAGGGUGGAAAUCAGGUGAUGCAAAGCACACGGAGACCCACGAAAUAAUGAUUAAGAUAUGGGAUGGUUUAAGGAAGAGGGCCGAUUCCAACAAGGAUGGACAGGUGUCGGUGGAAGAGUGGGUGUCGAUGUGGAACGAUUACGCUCAGAAUCCAUCGGCGGCUUUGAAAUGGCAGCAGCAGUACUGCCACUUCAUGUUCCAACUCGAGGAUGCCAGCGCUGAUGGUUCAAUUGACUGCGACGAGUUCACCACUGUCUGCUCCUCUUAUGGCAUUGAUCCUCAGGAAUGCAAAUUGGCAUUCAGCAAAAUGGCCAAGGGCAAGCCCAGUGUCUCCUGGGAGGAGUUUCAAGAGCUUUGGAAGGAGUACUUUUCCACGGAGGACCCGAAUGCCGCUGGCAAUUUCAUAUUCGGCCGUACAAGCUUC
Messenger RNA from Iphiclides podalirius (scarce swallowtail), 822 nucleotides. The record is from the annotation of a GenBank genome assembly. NCBI's taxonomy places the organism in Eukaryota, Metazoa, Arthropoda, Insecta, Lepidoptera, Papilionidae.